Messenger RNA from Lontra canadensis (Northern American river otter), 2034 nucleotides. It is a transcript of the gene ICA1, whose product is annotated as islet cell autoantigen 1. The transcript has 16 exons. The record is from RefSeq and is a predicted model, not a curated record. Gene Ontology annotation, biological process: regulation of transport. The coding region runs from base 350 to 1882 and encodes 510 amino acids. Gene Ontology annotation, molecular function: protein domain specific binding. Gene Ontology annotation, cellular component: Golgi apparatus. Lineage: Eukaryota; Metazoa; Chordata; Mammalia; Carnivora; Mustelidae.
ACGGGCUCGGCCGGCUGCUAUUCCGGCUGGCGGCGACCGCCGCAGGAAGGGCCGGUUCCUGAGCUCCCCCCGCCCCCUUCCCUCGCCUUCUGCUGACGCUGACGUCGGAUGAGGGAGCCGGAGGGACGCUUCGACCGCUGCCAGGAGGCUCCGGUGAGGGCCGGGACUCCGAGGCAAGCCAUCAGGAGCCUGCAUUGAUGCCCUGGCUCUGAAGCUACUUGGCUUUGUUCUCUCAGACCUGUUAGUCACCUCCCUGGAUCACAGGUCAUAAUAUAACUUACCCUCUCAUGCUUUUUCCCUGCCCCUUCUCCCCAAAUCAUCAACAGUAGAAAAAGAAGAAGAAGAAAACAUGUCAGGACACAAAUGCAGUUAUCCUUGGGACUUACAAGAUCGAUAUACUCAAGAUAAGUCAGUAGUAAAUAAGAUGCAGCAGAAAUAUUGGGAAACGAAGCAGGCCUUUAUUAAAGCCACAGGGAAGAAGGAAGAUGAGCAUGUCGUUGCCUCUGAUGCGGACCUGGAUGCCAAGCUGGAGCUAUUUCACUCAAUUCAGAGAACCUGUUUGGACUUGUCUAAAGCAAUUGUACUCUAUCAAAAGAGAAUAUGUUUCUUGUCUCAAGAAGAAAACGAACUGGGAAAAUUUCUCCGAUCCCAAGGCUUCCAAGAUAAAACCAGAGCAGGAAAGAUGAUGCAAGCAACAGGAAAGGCCCUCUGCUUUUCUUCCCAGCAAAGGUUGGCUUUGAGAAAUCCUUUGUGUCGAUUUCACCAAGAAGUGGAGACUUUUCGGCACCGGGCCAUCUCAGACACUUGGCUGACGGUGAAUCGCAUGGAGCAGUGCCGGACUGAAUACAGAGGGGCAUUAUUAUGGAUGAAGGAUGUGUCACAGGAGCUUGAUCCAGACCUCUACAAGCAAAUGGAGAAGUUCAGGAAGGUACAAACACAAGUACGUCUUGCCAAAAAAAGCUUUGACAAGUUGAAGAUGGAUGUAUGUCAGAAAGUGGAUCUUCUUGGAGCAAGCCGAUGCAAUCUGUUGUCUCAUAUGCUAGCAACAUACCAGACCACUCUGCUUCAUUUUUGGGAGAAAACUUCUCAUACUAUGGCAGCCAUCCACGAGAGCUUCAAAGGUUACCAACCAUAUGAAUUCACUACGCUAAAGAGCUUACAAGACCCUAUGAAAAAACUGAUUGAGAAAGAAGAAAGGAAGAAGAUCACCCAGCAGGAAAGUGCAGAGGCCACCGUGGAGGAACCCAGGCAGUUAAUUUCAUUAGAGGAUGAAAACCAGCACAAGGAGUCUUCUAGUUUUAAGACUGAAGAUGGAAAAAGCGUUUUAUCUGCCUUAGACAAAAGCUCUACACAUAAUGCAUGCUCAGAUGAACUAUUAGACAUGAAACCCGAGGAAGGUGCUUGCCUGGGCCCAAUGGCAGGGACCCUAGAACCUGACGCUGCUGACAAAGAUGACCUGCUGCUGUUGAAUGAGAUCUUCAACGCUUCCUCCCUGGACGAGAGUGAGUUCAGCAAGGAGUGGGCUGCUGUGUUUGGAGACGACCGGCUGAAGGAGCCCGUGCCCACUGUGGCCCCAGGAGAGCCAGACCCCCGGCCCCAGACGGGUUCAGGAUUCCUUCCUUCGCAGCUUUUAGACCAAAACAUGAAAGACUUACAGGCCUCACUACAAGGCUGGUCAGAGAGCAGUGUCAGUCCUCCUCCUACUCCAUGGCCAGCACCACAGGCAAGCAGUCCAAAUGACAACAGCCCUGCAAUGAAAGAGCCUGCGAAGGCUGCCUCGGACCUGACUGCCUGGUUCAGCCUCUUCGCUGACCUCGACCCAUUAUCAAAUCCUGACGCUGUGGGGAAAACUGAUAAAGAACACGAAUUGCUCAACGCAUGAGUCUGCAGCCUCACAGAGGGAGCCCACGUGCCACUCCUCGGCCACACACCUGGGGGCACGCAGACAUAUGAAGUGAUCAGUAUGCUGUUUUAAUAUUUACAUGCCAUUUUAAUAAAAUGAGAGGGUCAGAGGCCCUGUUUAUAUUGGUAUAA